UCAUUGUUUUAUCAAGCAAUACCACAACAUAUUCGUUUUGUGUUCAUUGUACACGGUAGAAGUUGUGUUUGAGAGAUAAAACUGACUCGUAACCAGAGUUAAAGGAUAUCAUAUUUCUGUGGUGGGCCGCUGUUUUGUACUUUUACAAUGCCCAAAUACUACUGUGACUACUGUGACACGUACCUCACACAUGACUCGCCGUCUGUGAGGAAGACACACUGCAACGGGCGCAAACACAAGGAGAACGUGCGGCUGUACUACCAGAAGUGGCUGGAGGAACAAGUGCAGAAGUUGGUCGAUGACACCACGGCGGCGUACCAAGCUGGCAAGAUCAGCGCCAACCCGUUCUCGUCAGGCACCCCCGGGGGACCCCCAAGUGGGGCCAUGGUACCUCCGCCCGGCGCCCCGCCACCCAACGUCCCGAAGCCUCCCAUGAUGGGACCGCCAGGAGCUCCACCGAUGGGACCGGGACCCAUGAGAGGACCCAUGCCUGGACCGGGAGGACCGCCAGGCGGACCGGGCCCCAUGAUGCCGAUGAUGGGACCGGGACCCAUGGGACCCAUGAUGCCAGGUAUGCGGCCAAUGGGACCGCCGAUGGGAGGCCCUCCGAUGGGGAUGGUCCCCAUGGGCCCCAUGAGGCCGCCCGUGAUACGCAAGUGAGGACCGGGUGUGCUCGCAACCUUCACCUGUACAUAGCUCAUCAACCCCCCACCCCACUCCCCCACCCAUCGCCUUGUCAUGUGGCAGCGGUGAGGCUCAUACAGCAGCUGGUAGUUCCUGUCAAUGUCGUGUUCUACGUGUGGUUCUAUGUGAGAGUCGUGACACGGUGGAAUCAGGUGCUUCUCAACUUUUGGGUAUACUAUAUAUGGAGUUAUUGCCAUUGGCGUCAUCUCAGAGCUUGUUCUUUUGUCUUGCUUUUGAGGGGAAAAAAUGCCUCUAUCUGUCUUGAACAGAAGUCGAGACAUUUGUGAUUGAAGGAGGUUGGGGUCACCGUGUGUCAGGUAAAAUUACCAAGAAAAUGGCAGCUAGAGUUUGGUGACUUACUAAACUUUGCGUCCUUGGAAAAUGAGAAUUUACUUUUUUUUUCUUUUGUCCGCAACGUCAAUGUUUUUCUAUAGAAUCCAGACAGGCUUGGGUUUUUAAUGGACAUCAAAGGUGUUUAGCCAAAGCUAAAAUUUGAUAGAAAUUGUCCAACGGGUGGACAAAUAGAUCUAUAGGUUUCUUUGAUUUCUUUUUUUUUUUUUUGAUGAGCGUCUGAUUUCAUGAUGAUUCCUUACAUAUUGACCUGUGUGUGAACUGGAUGGAUGGAAAGAUGGAUGUUAUACUGGGAACUAUCUUUGUUAUGCUGGGUUUUUUUCAAAGGUUAUAAAUGUGCUGGACGGAAAAGUGUUGAUCUUUUCUUCUUUCCAAUGGUCCUGCAGUUUGUUCUGAAUGUAAAUAAAAGUCUCAUGAUUUCAUGUCACAA
This is a messenger RNA of Aplysia californica (California sea hare), 1465 nucleotides long. Its product is annotated as U1 small nuclear ribonucleoprotein C. Gene Ontology annotation, molecular function: pre-mRNA 5'-splice site binding; zinc ion binding. The coding region runs from base 148 to 660 and encodes 170 amino acids. The transcript has 6 exons. Gene Ontology annotation, cellular component: nucleus; U1 snRNP. Gene Ontology annotation, biological process: spliceosomal snRNP assembly; mRNA splicing, via spliceosome; mRNA 5'-splice site recognition. NCBI's taxonomy places the organism in Eukaryota, Metazoa, Mollusca, Gastropoda, Aplysiida, Aplysiidae. The record is from RefSeq and is a predicted model, not a curated record.